Molecule: messenger RNA, 956 nt
Organism: Lymnaea stagnalis (great pond snail)
Lineage: Eukaryota; Metazoa; Mollusca; Gastropoda; Lymnaeidae
Source: the annotation of a GenBank genome assembly
CUGUGGGCGCCCUUCGCCAAAAAGUACACCGUGCACGAGGAGACGUACCUGCUGACCCGGAUAAUGUUGGCAGCCGGGAUGAAGCCGUACCAUGAACUCGGUUUGGAGAAAGCGAGACAGCAAUCCAUUGAGAGGACCAAGGUCGCAACUGGCUUCAUUGACUACAGCGGUGAUGAGUGGGAGGUAAUUGUGCCGUCGCCUUACUCAAAAGACGGAAUUCCUGUAACGGUGUUUAAACCUUCCUCGGCACCGGAAGUUCCCGCCAUAUUGGUAAUUUUUCCACGGUGGCGGUCUCCUCUUGGGGAAUCGCAAACAGAACGAGGGGGCCAACAAGAUUAUUGCAAGGGAUUCCGGGCCAUCGUCCUGAACGUUGAAUACCGGUUGUUACCGGACCCAGUAUUCCCUUUCGCCCCUUUUGACGACGGGGUCGUCGUCACCAAAUGGGUUUUAGAAAACAAGGAAGCAGUCGGUGGUAAACCAAGAAGCAAGGUCGGCAUCGGGGUUGACAGCGCUGGCGGUCAACUCUCUGCAAGUGUGACCAAUGACGUACUCGGGUUGGACUUCCAGGUUCUCGUCUACCCCAUGACGGACACGACUUUGUCCAGUCCAUCUUUUAAAGAGUUCGAAAAAUCCCCGAUUCUGGGUGAAGGCGACAUCAAAUGGGCUUUAGACCUCACUGUGGGGAACAUCCCCGACUACAGCACCAAUCCAAGGGCCAACCUCAUGAAGCGUACCAACACCAGGGACUCUCCGCCAGCCCUCGUCAUCCUUUCGGAACUUGAUCCUUUCAGGGACUGUGGGCUCGAGUACGCUGACAAGCUGAGAACCGCCGGGGUGACCGUCCAGUGCGAGGUCAUCAAGGGCGUCCCCCACGCCUUUUUCAUCUUGCGGACGUGUUCAAGACGAUAUGCCCUGAAGCAUACGACCUGGUCGUCAGGUUUCUGAAGAAUUUCCAG